Molecule: messenger RNA, 2637 nt
Organism: Exophiala aquamarina CBS 119918
Lineage: Eukaryota; Fungi; Ascomycota; Eurotiomycetes; Chaetothyriales; Herpotrichiellaceae
Exons: 1
Coding region: 1-2637 (878 amino acids)
Biological process (GO): protein dephosphorylation
Molecular function (GO): protein tyrosine phosphatase activity
Source: RefSeq, a predicted model, not a curated record
AUGUCGGCAACCGCCACAACCGCAUUCAAAUCACCACCGCAUACCCACACACAUUCCCAUUCCCACUCCAAAUCGCAAUCUCACUCCCAUUCUCAUUCCCACUCCCGAUCCUCAUGCGUCUCCACCACCCCUCGAGCACAACCCAGUGUAGCCUCAGCUGGUCAGUCAAUGCCACCACCUCUCCCGACACCCGGGAUCAAUCCAUUCUCUACUCAACAAUCAAAAGAUCCAAAGAGUCCUAGCCCAAGCUAUUUUGGCUUUGUCGUUGGGACCGAAGAUUCUAUACCUCCAGACUCCAACCCAGGCAACCAUGCCCGACAAAACUGGAGCUUUCCAAACAACGCAUCUCACACCCCUUUAACCAACUCUCGGUAUGUUGCCGUCGAGUCGAACCCCGAGUUCGAAGCCUUCAGGAGACAGUCCGAGCACAACCACACUUUUACACUAAAUUCGUCCACGUCGUCACUGGCCAGACCCGCUCAGUCACGGACUCCAUCAACAAGCUCAAAUAUCAAUUCGCCUGUGUCGCCGUUGAGCAAGCGCCCUAUGCUGGAGAGGAGUAAACCGACCAAGGAUGGAUCCCUUCUGCAAGGCAAUAAAAUGGGCGAAGCAUCCUUCUUCGACAUUCCGAGGCGGCUGUCGCCAGCCGGGAUAAGUCAUCCACAUAGCGUGGCAGACCAUCAGCAUGCAAGGCUGUCAUUGCCCAUGAGCGGCACACUAACCCCGCCUUCCUUAAAUCUUAACAGACAAACAACCAGGGCUGAUACAUUGCCCCCUUCGAACGAAAGAGAUUCGUCACCUAUCGUCUCGCCCACACGGAUACUUGAGCUUUUAAGGAACAAUGCCGAUGAUACUCUGGUGCUUGACCUCCGGGUUUAUCAACAAUUUGCUGCGGCUAGAGUCCAGGGAGCCCUUAAUUUGUGUAUACCAACAACCUUGUUGAAGCGUCCUGCCUACAAUGUGCAGAGACUUGCCGACACAUUUUCCUCGGACUAUGAUCGAGAGAUUUUUUCAAAGUGGGAACAUUGUAGCCAUAUCGUUGUCUAUGAUGCCAAUUCAAGCCUGGCCAAAGAAGCAGUUACCCCGUUAAAUGUCCUCAAAAAAUUCACUACUGAGGGGUGGAAGGGAACCGGCUUGGUCAUUAAGGGUGGGUUUUUGGCCUUCUCGAAGUUGGCCCCUGAAUUUGUUGAUUCCGGGCCGGUACAGUCGGGAAAAGGCUCUUCUACACAACCACUGUCGAUUUCUGCGUCCGGCAAAGAUACAUUGGCUGUCGCUGGUGGCUGUGCUAUGCCUGCAGAAAAAUCGGCUGCCAAUCCAUUCUUCAGCAAUAUUCGGCAAAAUACGGAUCUCCUGGAUGGCGUUGGGCAAAUGCCUAUCAAAAAGCCGAAUGGCAUGAGUCAAUCAGCGGAGGGCCACCUGCCGAAAUGGUUACAGCAGGCCUCAGCCAAGAACGAUGAGGGCAAGGCAGUCUCAGAGAAGUUUCUGAAGAUUGAGAAGCAUGAGCAGAAGCGGAUGCAAGAUGCUCUCAGCGUUCAAAUAUCGUACGGGACACCCCGACCUGAUCGGGCAACACAGAUUCAGGUUGCUGGUAUCGAAAAAGGGUCGAAAAAUCGGUACAAUAACAUCUUUCCUUACGAUCAUACUCGGGUGAAAUUGCAAGAUGUUCCCCAGGGCAGCUGUGACUACAUCAAUGCCAACCAUGUCAAAGCCCAAUUUUCGAAUCGACAAUAUAUUGCCACUCAAGCCCCAAUCCCAGCAACUUUCAAUGAUUUCUGGAGAGUUGUUUGGGAGCAGGAUGUACGUGUUGUAGUGAUGUUGACGGCAGAGUCGGAGGGAGGGCAAGUCAAGAGCCACAAAUACUGGACACCUGGCGAGUAUGGUCCAUUCAAGCUCAAGGAACUUUCAGAGCGGCAGGUCAGUUUGGAACCCAAAAAAGCCUCAAGCAAGGCACAACAUGCAAGUGCAAAUGCCAGUGCGAGACCAUCCUUGGGCGCGCGAAGGUCUACGACGGCUAGCGUAUCAAUUGGGCAAGGACCAAGCGACGUCAAAUCAGCUACCUCGAAGCCCUCGAAUAUUACCAUUCGACAUCUUGCACUCAGUCAUUCCAGCUAUCCUUUCCAGCCAAUGCGUGAAAUCGCCCAAAUUCAAUAUGCUGAUUGGCCGGACUUUGGAGCACCCGCAAGCCCGUCGGAGCUUUUGGCACUAAUCGAGCAAGUCAACAAAUGCAUUCGAGCAUCGAGUCCGUCCGAGCGUUCAUCGAAUGAGAUUGCACCAGAAGGGCGACGGCCUGUCUUGGUCCAUUGCAGUGCUGGCUGUGGACGAACUGGCACAUUCUGCACGAUUGAUUCGGUGAUUGACAUGUUGAAACGUCAAAGGCUUUCACGCGGUGAUGGUGGCAACGAUAGGAUGGACAUCGAUGGGGGAGACGACUGGGUUUCUCGGGACGAUGUCGACCUUGUUGCUAAGACUGUUGAUGACUUCCGGCAUCAAAGACUCAGCAUGGUGCAAAAUUUAAAACAAUUCGUUCUUUGUUACGAGAGUGUCUUGCAGUGGUUUGUUGGUCAGGAGGGAUCAAGUCCAAGUGAAAAACUAAAGCGGCCUGGGAUCCAGGAUAGCAGACGCAGCUAUCAAGGGUAA